CUCCCCCAAGGUUAGGAGAAGAAAGCCGGAACUGGAGGCUCGGUCGGUGACGCAGACUUCCGGUCUGGUGGCCUUAACGCGCGCGGCUGUCGCGAGGACUCGGGGGUCGCUUGACGCGGUGGCCCGCCUCAGCCCUCCGCAGUGCCAUGAGGUCGGUUAGCUACGUGCAGCGCGUGGCGCUGGACUUCAGCGGGAGCCUCUUCCCGCACGCCAUCUGCCUCGGAGACGUCGACAACGACUCGUUAAAUGAACUGGUAGUGGGAGACACCAGUGGAAAACUGUCCGUGUAUAAGAAUGAUGACAGCCGGCCCUGGCUCACCUGCUCCUGCCAGGGAAUGCUGACUUGCAUUGGGGUUGGAGAUGUGUGUAAUAAAGGAAAGAACCUGGUGGUGGCAGUCAGUGCAGAGGGCUGGCUUCAUUUAUUUGACCUGACAUCCACCAAGGCUCUGGAUGCUUCUGGACACCAUGAAACUCUUGGAGAGGAGCAGCGUCACGUCUUCAAGCAGCACAUCCCAGCCAACACCAAGGUCAUGCUGAUCAGCGACAUCGAUGGAGACGGCUGUUACGAGCUGGUAGUAGGAUAUACAGACCGUGUAGUACGGGCCUUCCGCUGGGAAGAGAUGGCCGAGGCGCCUGAACACCUGACAGGGCAGCUGGUGUCCCUCAAGAAGUGGAUGCUGGAGGGUCAGGUAGACAGUCUCUCUAUGACCCCGGGGCCUCUGGGUGUGCCUGAGCUGAUUGUGUCGCAGCCAGGGUGCGCUUAUGCAGUUCUACUAUGUACCUGGAACAAGGACACUGGCUCCCCUCCUGCGUCUGAGGAGGCCGCAGGAGACAGUAGGGAGACCCCAGCUGCCCGAGACAUAGUGCUGCACCAGACAUCUGGCCGGAUCCACAACAAGAACGUUUCCACUCACCUAAUUGGCAACAUCAAGCAAGGCCUUAACCCUGAAACUGGUAACUCCGGCCUCUUUGCCCUGUGCACCCUAGAUGGGACGCUGAAGCUGAUGCAGGAAGCAGACAAGCUCCUGUGGUCUGUACAGGUGGAUCACCAGCUCUUUGCCCUGGAGAAGCUGGAUGUCACGGGCAAUGGGCUUGAGGAGGUGGUAGCAUGUGCCUGGGAUGGGCAGACAUACAUCAUCGAUCACAACCGCACCGUCGUCCGCUUCCAGGUGGAUGAAAACAUCCGUGCCUUCUGUGCAGGCCAGUACGCCUGCAAAGAGGGCCGCAAUAGCCCCUGCCUGGUGUAUGUCACCUUCAACCAGAAGAUCUAUGUGUACUGGGAUGUGCAGCUGGAGCGGAUGGAGUCCACUAACCUGCUGAAGCUGCUGGAGGCUGAGCCUGAGUACCACCGCCUCCUGCAGGAGCUGCGUGUGGAUCCUGAUGAUCUCCCCGCAGUCCGUGCCCUGCUUCACCAGACGCUCUACCAUCCGGACCAGACUCCACAGUGUACCCCCUCAAGCUCCCAGGACCCCACCUAGCCGGGUUUGGCCACUUAGCUGCUGAAGGAGCCUUCUGAAUAACCCCCAUCCUCCCCCCCAGAGUGAUCCAUGAUCUUGGCAGGAUGGGGGAUGUCUAUUACUGAGGAGCCCCACCUGAUUCUCAGCAUGGAGAGACAAGGCAACCCUGAGAGCCUUUGAUAAUGCCCCGUGGUCGCUGCCUGGAUCCUAGGGUCCCAGGCUUGUCAAUCAUCCAGGUCCCGUGCUUCUUUCCUCUUGUUCCUAUUCUCAUUGCAGAAAACAGAUGUGUUUGUGAGAAAAGGCGGCAAACGCUUUCCAUGGUGCCAGCACCUGAAAGGACAGCAGGCUUCAGGCCUGAGGGCUAAGGGAGCAGCGGAGGUGAGCCCCACGCCACUCCUGCUGAGUGCUGACUUGAGAAGCAGCUCCAGCCAGCUGACACCAGUAAUUACUGCAGGGGUGGCAGAGUACUUGCUUAAGGCCAUCUUUCAGGACAUCUUCUGUCUCAUCUUCCUGUUUUCUUCCAGUUACUGAAGCAGCUAGGUCAGGGCUUUCUCGUUCUGUCAUUCUCUCUCCUCUCUCUCUCUCUCUCUCUCUCUCUGGCUUGGUGGUGGUGGUUGGGGUUGGUUUUUGUUUAUUUGUUGUUUCGUUUGUGCAUGUGUGCUGCACAUGCUAGCCAAGCACUCUGCUAUUCAGCUGCACCUUGGCCCUGUCAUGUUCUAAAAAUUUGUUUGGUUUGGUUUUUUGAGACAGGGUUUCUCUGUGGUUUUGGAGGCUGUCCUGGAACUAGCUCUUGUAGACCAGGCUGGUCUUGAACUCACAGAGAUCUGCCUGCCUCUGCCUCCUGAGCACUGGGAUUAGAGGCGUACGCCACCACUGCCCAGUUGUUUUGUUUGAUUGGUUGCUUGUUUGAGAUAGGGUUUCUCUGUGUAGCCUUAGCUGUCCUAGAACUCUCUCGGUAGACCAGGCUGGCCUCAAACUCACAGAGAUUCACCUGCCUCUGGCUGCCAGGUGCUGGGAUUAAAGGUGUGCGCCACCGCUGUCUGGCUGUUCUAACUAUAGUGCUGCUUUCGAGCUCCCCAAGUGUGUGUGUGUGUGUGUGUGUGUGUGUAUGAAUGACACCUGACACUUGUCUCCCAUGAUGGUGCACCAGUGUAAUACCAGUACAUGGCAGGAAGAUCCUAAACCAAGGCCAGCCAAGUUUCCAUAGCAAGUCUGAGAACAGCAUGGGUCACGUUUGGAGAUCUUACCUUAAAAACUCAAGCAACAUAGGUGAGCAGCCUUUGAUGGAUUGUGGCUGUACAUUUCCCAUGCACACAUGUAUGGAGGCCAAAAGAGGAUAUGCAGCCUCCUGCCUUCUUCCCCUCCACUUUAUUCCCUUGAGACAGGGUCUCUCACUGAGCCCGAGCUUGCUGCUUCGUAUAACCGCUGCUCAGUGAGACCAGUGAUCUGUCUGUGUCUGCACUGCAGAGUGCUGGGGUUACAAGCAUCUGAGCAGCAUUUUUAUAUGUAUAACUAAGUUUAUGUUCAUUGGUGUUUUGCCUGCAUGUAUGUUAGUAUGAGGGUGUCCGAAGCCUUGGAACUGGAGUUACAGACAGGUGUGAGCUGCCAUGUGGUUGCUGGGAAUUGAACCCUCUAACAUGGUGCUAGGGCUUGAAUUCGGGUUCUCAUGCUUGCGUGGCAAGUGAUCUUCCCCACUAAGCCAUCUCCUCAGCCCUCAGGGAAGUAAAAUAAAAUGGAGAUGUCAGAGUCCAUUGCUCACAAUGGAAGUAAAUA
Molecule: messenger RNA, 3230 nt
Organism: Phodopus roborovskii (desert hamster)
Lineage: Eukaryota; Metazoa; Chordata; Mammalia; Rodentia; Cricetidae
Gene: Itfg2
Product: integrin alpha FG-GAP repeat containing 2
Exons: 12
Coding region: 147-1478 (443 amino acids)
Biological process (GO): regulation of TOR signaling
Cellular component (GO): KICSTOR complex
Source: RefSeq, a predicted model, not a curated record